Messenger RNA from Gasterosteus aculeatus aculeatus (three-spined stickleback), 2035 nucleotides. Lineage: Eukaryota; Metazoa; Chordata; Actinopteri; Perciformes; Gasterosteidae. The record is from RefSeq and is a predicted model, not a curated record.
GUCAGUGAUGUUGGAGUCAGGGAGAGUCGGCUCUCGAUGUCACGCCGAGGUUCCUGCAGUCAAAGUGGACGUUAACACGGAGUCUCAAAGUUAACCGUCAGGUCCUGUGAAGGAGAAUCUUCUCACAUAAGGAGAAGUAGUUCAGUCUGUCAGGGUUGAUUUUCAGAUGGUGAGCGGAUCCACUGAGAGACGUCAGAGGUUACUAAGGUGAGAACUUGGUUAGGAGACGGGGGGUGAAAGAGGGAAGCGAGGGCGAUAGAGGUGAAGUUGGUGAGAUAAUUCCGUCCCACAAUUCCUUGCGGUGACGAUUUAUUCUCACCAUUUGUAACGUUAUCAUUUAGAGAGUGAUAUUUCAGGUUCAUAACUUUGAUCCAUUUCUGUUCAUAAUAUGAAACUAGGUAUGAAGGUUUAUAGUUGAGGCAUUAAAGUAAACUUUUCACUAACAACUACGGGUGGAUGCAGGCCGACAAGUGUGUAUAUAUAUAUAUAUAUAUAUGUAUAUAUAUAUAUAUAUACACACACACACUUUAGAUGAGAUAAAGUGGUUAAAAGUUACACAACAGUUACUGUGAGGCACUUAUGGGGGAAAAAAAUGAUGAAACCUUUUCCAUGGUCAGUGGACGAGCAUUGAGUCACCUGCAAGAGCAAACGCACCUGAGACUAACACACCUGAGACCAUCGGUGCCCAAUAGGUCGAUCGUGACUGAGGCAGUUCUGGUAGAUCGCCUGCCAUUGUAAAAAUUCAAUCGCUUGCGCGGUCGACCACGGGAGCUGAUAGAAAACUAAUCACCAUGACUUGGUCGGUUUAAAAGUAGCUUGCGAGCCGUAAAAGUGUGAGCACCCCUGCCUUAGAAUAACACACCUGCAGAUAACGUCUGAGAUGAACGCACCUGAUGAAAGGCACGCGGAGACGUUGCACAAUGUCUUUUCCCGGCUCAUGCAGAAGAUAACCCAGGUUACAUAACGCUUGUGAUCCUUCCUGUUGUAACUGCCAGAGGAGGUCCUUAUAUGGUCGUUCAGGUGUGACUGCAGGUUUACAGCCUGACCGACAUAACAGACAGAACUUUACCCCCUCGGUGUAAAGAGCAAGAACGGAGAAAGAAGCAGAAAAAGGAAAAGGGAGGACUGAUGGAUCACAGGAGGGACACCAACAGGGCCGUGCUGGUCUCUGUGGAGCAGUUUGAUCCAGGCGUGGUUCUGAGAAGGAGACCCGGAGCCAGCAAGGACGCCAAGAAACUUCACCGCACCCUCAGCCAGCUGGGCUUCAAGGUGGAGAUCCACAGCGACCUGAGCGCGGAGGAGAUCUACCAGCUGUUCCUCCAAGAGAGUAUGCGGCCUGUGAAGAACUGCUUUCUGGCGGUUUUGUCCUCCCAUGGAGACCAAGGCUGCAUCUUUGGAGCAGACGGGAAAGCUGUCAAACUGUCUCGUAUCUUCUCAUAUUUUGACAAUGAAUGUAUGAAGAAAAAGGCCAAAGUGUUCCUCAUCCAGGCGUGUCGGGGAACUGGUCUGGAUGAUGGUGUCGAGGUGGAUUCAGCUAAUGACACCAGAGAGUGUAGCGUGUCCCAGUACCUCUCUGUUCCCAUGGACACAGCUGUGAUGUACGCAACACCGCCAGGAUACGGAGCCUUUAUGCACCCUCUAGGGUCGGUCUUCCUCCAGACAUUCUGCACUUUACUAAGACAGGGCGACAACCGCAACCUGGAGCUAACCCGCCUGAUGACCCGCCUCUCCCACAUGGUGGCCUACAGCUUCCAGGCCAGAGGUGGUGCACUGGGGGGGAAGAAGGAGAUGCCUUGCUUCCUGACCCGACUGACCAGAGAAGUGUUCCCCUUCGCUGAGUCGGGUGUGGACCCAUCUGCAAUGUCCCCGUGUCAACGUGGACUCCUGAGUUAGACUGCAAGGAGCUGAUGGAACGAUGAGAUAUGCUGCACAUGUUGUGCAGAUGUCAGAUAUUUAUAUAAAUACAUAAUAUUUAUAUGUACCUGUGUUUAUGAAAAGAAUUGUCAUUGUCAUUUAAUAAACACUCAAAAAGACA